UUUAGCGCCUCCUGCUGGAGAGAGGCCUGUGUCUGCCAGUGUCUGUACUUUCUGAAUUUUGGAAGUUGUAAUGUUAUAACAUUAUCAGCAUGAGUAAUAAGCCUGUGGUGGCUGCGUUUUUUGGUAUCCCAGCAAGUGGUAAGACUACUUUAGUUGAUCAGGUCGUGCAAGACAUGCUAAAGGACAGCGAUGAAGGCUACGAUCACCCACCCUGGUUCCCGUGUGUAAUACGCUACGACUCUGUUAUGAGUUUGAAGGAACAAGAACAGAUGAGCACGUGCAGUGGCCUGAUGAAACGUGUCCGGCAACAGUUCCUGUCUGCUGCAGAAGCAUUGAUCGCUUGGGUGUUGGGAAAAUCCACCACGGAAAAGAACCCUCUAUGGCAAUCCCUGAGAAGUGGUAUCACUCGACAAGCGGAGCCAGGCGAAAGGCCCGUGUUCCUAGUGGACGACAAUCUAUACUACAGGAGCAUGCGUCACGAGUGGUUCACCAUUGCCCAAAAGAUGUCUCUCUGUUUCUGCCAGGUGUUUGUAGCGUGUCCUGUGGAAGAGGCAGUCAAACGGAAUGCUAUGCGUCCUUGCUCUGUGCCUGAAACAGUCGUCAGACGCAUGGAAGAGCGUCUAGAACCACCUGGAAACCGUUACUGGGAGCAAGCGUGUAUCACAGCACAUAGCUUGCCCUUGGGCUCUCGCCAUUCCUAUCUGCUAAGAGCCAUCUUGGAUUGCCCUGAGGCUCCAUGCAUUCCCAGCACCGCUGACCUCUCUGCUGACCCUUCUCUGCUACACAUGUGGGAUUUGGCUCUGCGCCGUGCUGUAACAGUCGCUAUGAAGGAUCUGCCCAGGGACGCUUCAGUCUCAUUGGAAAUGUGCCGUGUGCGCCGUCAGAUCCUCGCUUGGGCUCGCUCCGAGGGGUCUGCACUUUCAUCUCCACCCAAUGUGGAUGCUCUCGUGGCACUACUGCAGGCUCACACCAUAAUGUCUCAUAAAUAAAUCUUGUUUUUCGGCA
This is a messenger RNA of Ornithodoros turicata, 1005 nucleotides long. RefSeq names its product L-seryl-tRNA(Sec) kinase-like (gene Pstk). The transcript has 4 exons. The coding region runs from base 90 to 989 and encodes 299 amino acids. Gene Ontology annotation, molecular function: tRNA binding; kinase activity. The record is from RefSeq and is a predicted model, not a curated record. Lineage: Eukaryota; Metazoa; Arthropoda; Arachnida; Ixodida; Argasidae.